Pyricularia pennisetigena is the source of this 1230-nucleotide messenger RNA. RefSeq lists its product as uncharacterized. The coding region runs from base 1 to 1230 and encodes 409 amino acids. The transcript is spliced from 3 exons. Gene Ontology annotation, molecular function: glutathione transferase activity. Gene Ontology annotation, cellular component: cytoplasm. NCBI's taxonomy places the organism in Eukaryota, Fungi, Ascomycota, Sordariomycetes, Magnaporthales, Pyriculariaceae. The record is from RefSeq and is a predicted model, not a curated record.
AUGAGUCGCACGUUUCUGCAUUGUCUGCCUAGGCACAAAUCCAUUAGGAUUUACUCUAAUCUUGUGACGCUACCAGCGACAACAGCAGGAAAAACAACAAUUACUACUACUACUAGUACUACUACAGCUCAACGGUUCUUUAGCCUUGCGCCGAACCCUGCUUGUGUGGUGCAAAAGAAAUCAUAUCAGAUCAGAAUGUCUUCGCAAUCAACAGCCGGCAAAAUCACCGAUUGGGUCAAGCCCGGCGACACGUCGGGCGAGUUCAAGCGGCAGGUGUCCUCGUUUAGAAACUGGGUCAGCAGCGAGGCUGGCGCGCAGUUCCCGGCCGAAAAGGGCCGCUACCACCUGUACGUGUCGUACGCCUGCCCCUGGGCGACGCGGGUCCUGAUCGCGCGCAAGCUCAAGGGCCUGGAGGACAUCAUCUCCUUCUCGUCUGUGCACUGGCACCUGGGCGAGAACGGCUGGCGAUUCCCCACGGCCGAGGAGGCGGCGAACCCGGACGGCGAAAACGUCACGCCGGACCCCUGCCCGGGCCACGAGGCCUUUACGCACCUCAGGCAGGUCUACUUUGCGGCCGAGCCCGGGUACGAGGGCCGCUUCACGGUGCCGGUGCUAUGGGAUAAGGUGCAGAGGACGAUCGUGAGCAACGAGAGCAGCGAGAUCCUGCGCAUGUUCGGCUCGGCGUUUGACGGGCUCCUCGAGGAUAAGUUCAAGGCCGUCGAUCUGUACCCCGAGUCCCUCAGGGCACAGAUCGAGGACGCGCACGGCUGGCAGUACGACCUCAUCAACAACGGCGUCUACAAGUCCGGCUUCGCCACCACGCAGGAGGCGUACGAGCGCAACGUCACGGCCCUGUUCGAAGCUCUCGACCGCGCCGAGGAGCACCUCGCUGGCGCCGAGGGGCCGUACUGGUUCGGCAAGGAUAUAACCGAGGUUGAUAUUAGGCUCUUCGUCACCCUCAUCAGGUUCGACCCCGUCUACGUGCAGCACUUCAAGUGCAACAUCCGCGACAUACGGUCAGGGUACCCGAGCCUGCACAGGUGGAUGCGCAACCUGUACUGGAACGUGCCGGCCUUCAAGGACACGUGCAACUUUUUGCACAUCAAGAACCACUACACCAAGUCGCACAAGCAGAUCAACCCCUUCUCCAUAACGCCCGUCGGUCCCCUGCCGGACAUCCUUCCGCUGGACGACGAGGUGCCGGCUGUCAAGGCUGCCAAGGCUGUCUGA